Lagopus leucura (white-tailed ptarmigan) is the source of this 4646-nucleotide messenger RNA. RefSeq names its product membrane associated ring-CH-type finger 1 (gene MARCHF1). Bases 177 to 1040 code for a protein of 287 amino acids. The record is from RefSeq and is a predicted model, not a curated record. The transcript is spliced from 8 exons. NCBI's taxonomy places the organism in Eukaryota, Metazoa, Chordata, Aves, Galliformes, Phasianidae. Gene Ontology annotation, biological process: antigen processing and presentation of peptide antigen via MHC class II; immune response; protein polyubiquitination. Gene Ontology annotation, molecular function: zinc ion binding; MHC protein binding; ubiquitin protein ligase activity. Gene Ontology annotation, cellular component: lysosome; early endosome membrane; cytoplasm.
GGCCGCUCGGCGGCGGGCCGGGGCGGACGGCGGAGCGCGGGAGGUGGUGGAGGCCGCCGGAAAUGAAACCAGGAAGUCAUGUGAAGGGCCAUGUGAAGCUCCUGCAUACCAGAAAUUUGCUAAGAGAUUGCUUCACCUAAUUUCAGAAAUUGAGAAGGGAUAAGUGGAAGGAGAAAAUGCUGGGCUGGUGCCAAGCGAUAGCUCGUAACCCUCACAGACUACCAAACAGCACAAGAACACCCGAGGUCUCAGGUGAUGCGUCGCAUAACUCUACUCUGAAUGACAAAUCCCCAGGGCGUUCCACGAGUCGAUCAAGUAAUAUUUCAAAGGCAAGCAGCCCUACAACAGGAACAGCUCCCAGGAGUCAGUCACGAUUGUCUGUCUGCCCUUCCACUCAGGACAUUUGUAGGAUCUGUCACUGUGAGGGAGACGAUGAAAGUCCCCUCAUCACGCCGUGCCGCUGCACGGGGACCUUGCGCUUUGUGCACCAGGCCUGCCUGCACCAGUGGAUUAAGAGCUCAGACACGCGCUGCUGUGAACUCUGCAAGUACGACUUCAUAAUGGAGACCAAGCUCAAACCUCUUCGGAAGUGGGAAAAACUACAGAUGACGACAAGUGAGAGGAGGAAAAUAGUUUGUUCAGUCACAUUCCAUGUAAUUGCAAUUACCUGUGUUGUCUGGUCAUUGUAUGUCUUAAUUGAUAGAACUGCAGAGGAAAUUAAACAAGGCAAUGAUAAUGGUGUCCUCGAAUGGCCGUUUUGGACAAAACUCGUGGUGGUGGCCAUCGGAUUCACAGGAGGCCUCGUCUUCAUGUACGUGCAGUGUAAGGUUUAUGUUCAGCUGUGGCGCAGGCUGAAAGCCUACAACAGAGUGAUCUUUGUUCAGAACUGCCCAGACACGGCCAAAAAACUGGAGGAGAAGAACUCUUCGUGCACUCACAGCUCGGAUGUCAAGGAUGCCGUGGUGGUGCCAGUAGCACAGACAGGUACAAACUCUCAGCUGGCAGCUGAAGAAAUGACAUCUGAGGUCAUGCCAGUUUGACAGAGACAGCACUGUUUCUUCCUUGCAGAAUAAGGCAUAGUGUUUUCUACACUACAAAUGCUGAAAGAGAGUAGAAAGGACUGUGCAUUUUUUGAGUAAAAACACAAAACACAAAUCCCCAUGAGGAAAAUGGAUCCAGCAAAGCAACUUGUUACUGUAUGGAAUGUGACCAUUUGUGAAGUAGUUUCUCAACUAGUCAGCGAGUGUAGUGACAGUGGAAGUGUAGAAAGUGCAAUAGAGAACAGGUUUAACAGACAAUGCCAAACUCAUGUGAUGAGAUUAUUAUUAUUUUUUUUAACAAAAGAAGAUUGGAUGGCUGGGCUAGUAGACACAGAUCUGCUAUAACCAUUUUGUUUACAGGAAACAAAACCAAACCUUUCACCUGUUUACUACUGAAAGUUGUAUUUGCUAUUUACCUUCCUAAAGAUGCACUUCAAAAGUGUACCAGACAAGAGAUAUGCAUUAGGAGAGCUGAAGAGCUGUACUGCAGUGUGCACUCCCUAUGAAGUAACAGAUGUUUGUGUGACUCCAUUGGAGCCUGCGUGUUUGGGCAGCUGUGUCAACUGAGGAUAUGUGAAACAUUUGAAGGGCAGCACUGUUUCUGAAUAUGCCUGAAUUUUUGACAAGUAGGCAGUUCCAGCCAGUAUGAACUCAUGUCUCCAUAGGCUACAGAUAUGUAACUGCAGCUGUCAGCAAAGCAGCAAAACAGGAAGGAGAAAAAUAGUAGAUCAUGCAUUUAGAGCGGCAGCUCAGCUGUUUAUUUUAUUUUGUAAGAGUGAAUUUAUUUUUUUUUUUUUCCUAAAUAGGAUAUAUGAAGUUUUGAGGCAAAACUAUAAAUUAAAAAUGCAUGCAAAACCAUAGAAAUUGCUAUUGGCAGAGGUCUGAGAAAGGAUUACACCGGGAAGAUGGAAAGUAUUUUUCAUCUCAAGCUUGUAAGAUUCGUGAUACAGAGAGCUACACAGGAAAGGGUAUAAGCAGGUGUCUUAAAGGAAUGUUAGCUCUUAUUCCCCUGUUCUGAAAAGUUAGUUUUUAUCUUCCUGACUGCAGAAAUAAACCACUGGUUUCUCUCUGUACAGGUAAACUUGAAAUGUUAGAUAUUCAACAGUUCAGUUGUUAAUUUCAUGUUUUGAGCAUUCUCAUGUAAGAAUGAAGUGCAGAUAGCAUUAAAUGGUGCAGUAGGUAAAAUGAAUGUAGAUGUAAUAUUGUGUCUAACAGGCUGAACUGCAUAAAGAACACAUUUUGUGAUUUGCUUCUCAUAUCAGUGAUGUUUGCCAUCAGGACAGGACAGCAAGGACUGACUUGGAGUAGUUAUGUGUUGGCUUAGACAAGCCUACAGUUUGAACUUACAUAUAUUUAAAAAGUAAUGUUUAAAGGUUUGAGUUCUUUUGGUAUUUAGCUAAGCAAGAAAAGCAAACGGGCAAAUAAAGAAGCAGAAUAAAGAAAGUAAGAAAGCACAGGUUCAUUCACAAGAGGAAUUAGCUGUAUUUGCCAUGCACUAGUCUGCUACAGAAGCCUUGCAGUUUCUAAUAGUAAAUUUCCUCUUUACAAGUUCAAACAUCUCCAGUUAAAUAACAGAAUCAUCACAUUCUCCCAAAUAGGAAGGGUGCUGGGCCUAAACUGUACUGAAAUUCAUUGUUAGGUGUUCCUUUGUGACUGUGUUUAAUGGCUUACAUCUCAGGGACCACAGGAAAUGGCAGUAUUAGUGAGAAUUUAUUCUUCUCAGAGCAUUGUAUUCCUCUUUUAGAAUCACUUGUGUAGUCUGGCUGUGACUAAGUGCCAUCUGGCUAGACAGGGCACAAACUCUAACAGCUGCCACUUGAAAUCAGAUAAGUGAGUACCCAAAUAAUUUCUGUUUACAACUGCAGAGAAAACUUUACAAGGUCUGUAGGAAACCAUGACAAGUACCAAGGACUGCCUCAUAACUGCACAUGCUUAAGGUGGUUUUCUAAUAGCGCGUAUCUACGUGCUAAAAUGUAAAUCUCAUGAUACCUGAAGCAAGUCAGACACUUAAAAUCAGUAGAUGCAUCUGCACAUUUGGAAUUAUGUCUACAAUUAAACGCGAUGAAUCACAGCAAAGUUGGUUGACAAGAAAAAAAAGCAUUGUUAUGUAAGUACUGGAUGAUGUGCUGCUGUCAUCUAACAGGCAGUGACCUCGCUAUUUCAGGCAGCUUGUUCCUUAACCUGCUGAACUGUCAUCACCCCAUUGAAAGUACCCCAUAUUUUGACAGCUUACCAGAGACUCAUUCAUUGUUCUGUUCUUGAACAAGCAUAACAUUCAAAUUAAAGACAAAUAAAUACUUGAGGCUUCUGCAAGCAGAUCUCUUCCAUCCAAUGAGAUUACUGCUCCUUUUAAUUAAUUUAUUUUAAACAUGCUGUAGAGUCAGCAACAGAACAGCUUGCAAAGCCAUUUUAUACUGACAGCUUCGAAACACCAUUUGGCACUCAAGUAUUUGUGCAAAUGAGCUUACAGUUAAGUGUAAGAAUGGAGGAAGGCUUUGGUUGAAAUUCCUCCUCUCCCUUUGAAAUAUUUAUUGGCCAGCAGGAAUAGCAGCAGAAAAAGACACUGGCUGCUGCAGUGUGCAGCAGCAAGAGAGAUUACAGCAGCUUUGAUGCAGUGUUUAAACUCUGUUAAGCAUUACAGUAUUAGCCCAUGCAUUUCCUUUUCCUUCUGCUUUCAGGGAUUUCAUGCUGGGUUGGAAUUUGUUUCUGUAGCAGGGUGAGACCUCUUUUGAGAGGGCAAGGAGCUGCCCACAGCAACAUGCCUUAGAUGCAGGUCUGCAUGAGUCAUGGUGGUGCAUGAAUUCAGAUGCUAGCCAGCUGCUUACCAACCAGUGAGCUUUCUGUCUCGCAAAAAGGGCAGCUUUCUAAGCUGCAAAAACAGCAUCCUGGUUUUUUUGUUGUUUUGCUUUUAAUCAAAUGAAAUACCAAAUACAGAUCAGUAUCAAGCUACCUGUGUAGCCACUGUACGUCUCAGGCAAACAAACACCCCAGCAGUGGAAUUUAGCUUGGCUACAAUCCUCCAAGGGCUGAACCUUGCUCCAAGCUGCCAUUACUGAGAAGAGCCUAAUCUGCAUUCUGUUUAAGUGAAGCUGCAAUGAAGGUAGGUGGAAGUAAUCUGGUGUGAGAGCUCAAAUUUAAACAAGAUACUUUUAAUCUGUGGACAUGCACGUUUCUUCUCUUGGCUUAAGAUACAAGCAUUAUGAAGUUUAUUUCAACCUGGCAUAGAUAUACCAUUUUUGACUGUCACUAGCAUUACGAAGAUGAUCAACGAGUCCAACUGUGCCAUUCACACACUGCUUUAUUGAAAGCAGUGCUUAUUUUUAUUGUGUAGGAAGAAAUAGUAAGUUCCCCAUCACCAAGACAAACCACUUCUAAUUUCUAAUAAUGUGAUGAGACUUUAUGAUGAAAGUAUUUUACUGUGUAUAAUAUUUGGAACUACAAGUUUGUGUUACUUGUUCGACUCCCUCUCUUUUGCAAAAGAAAAAAAAUGUGUGUUUUUUGUGGGGGAAUGUGUACUGAAAGACAGAAAGUAAGGGAAACAAAAGUAAUGUAUCUGCUUAUUGUUGUGAAAAAAAAAAUGUAUUUGUAUUAAACAAAUGAUCCAAA